UUGAGGACGCACAGACUGGAGCGCAACUUCCCAUGUGCCAUAUGCGGCAAGAGGUUCAAGAGGUCCUCCACCCUUACGACCCACCUGCUCAUCCACACUGACACCCGACCAUACCCCUGUCAGUACUGUGGCAAGAGAUUUCAUCAGAAGUCAGACAUGAAGAAACAUACCUACAUACAUACAGGUGAGAAGCCGUACGUCUGUGGUCAGUGUGGUAAGGCCUUCAGUCAGUCAUCCAACCUCAUCACACACAGCAGAAAGCACUCUGGUUUCAAACCAUUUACCUGCCUCCAGUGCUCCAAAUCGUUCCAACGUAAAGUGGACCUGCGAAGACACGUCGAAACCAUGCACAACCAUCCAACUGAUAAUUAA
Helobdella robusta is the source of this 372-nucleotide messenger RNA. RefSeq lists its product as hypothetical. Lineage: Eukaryota; Metazoa; Annelida; Clitellata; Rhynchobdellida; Glossiphoniidae. The record is from RefSeq and is a predicted model, not a curated record. The annotation marks the transcript as partial. The transcript is spliced from 3 exons.